Messenger RNA from Asparagus officinalis (garden asparagus), 3448 nucleotides. RefSeq lists its product as uncharacterized. Bases 398 to 3367 code for a protein of 989 amino acids. NCBI's taxonomy places the organism in Eukaryota, Viridiplantae, Streptophyta, Magnoliopsida, Asparagales, Asparagaceae. The record is from RefSeq and is a predicted model, not a curated record. The transcript has 20 exons.
UCUCAUGUUGUAAUUAAAGAUACAGUUAUUCUUUUAUUUCAAAUUUAUACUAUCUUUGCAGCAUUUUUCUCUCUUUCUAAAAUUAAACACACGCAACGACACGAAAAUAUAUUAAUAAUUAAGUUUUUUUUGUUGAGUCGUCGAGGGAUCUCAAGCCUCUGCCCCCUUGAGGAGGCAGUUCAACGAGGCUGAUCCCUUUUGCUAAAUUGAGGACCCAAUUGGGUUUUUUUUUUCAAUCAGUGUUGAUUCUGUUCAGGAGGCAAAUUUCUGUGGAAAUCCUGUUAGCAAAAUUGGGGAUCCAACAAUUUGUUCUCUUUCCAAACUAGGUUCUUUAUUCAAAUCUUUAGAGAGAAAAUAAAGAGGAGGGAUUCUUUGUUUUGUAUAUAAAUAAGGAGAAAUGGGGGUAAUGUCAAGAAGAGUUCUACCUGUCUGCGGCCGUCUCUGUUGCUUUUGCCCGUCGUUGAGGGCAAGUUCACGGCAACCUGUCAAAAGAUACAAGAAGCUCCUAGCUGGUGUCUUCCCAAAAUCUCAGGACGGGGAACCUAAUGAUAGGAUGAUUGGAAAGCUAUGUGACUACGCUUCAAAAAAUCCUAUGAGGAUACCAAAGAUCACAAAGUACCUAGAGGAGCGAUGUUAUAAGGAGUUACGUAUUGAGCACUUCAAUCGGGCAAAGGUUAUACCAUGUGUCUACAUGAAAUUAUUAGCUUCAUGUAAGGAGCAGAUGCCAUUGUUUGCUCCUAGUUUAUUGAGUAUUGUAAGAACUCUUCUCGAUCAAUCACGACAAGAUGAUAUGCGUAUUCUGGGUUGUCUUGUCCUUGUCGAGUUUCUUAAUAGCCAGGUUGAUGGCACGUACAUGUUCAACUUAGAAGGUCUCAUACCGAAACUUUGUCAACUUGGCCAAGAAGCAGGAGGUGGUGAUAGUGGACCCCGUUUGCGAUCAGCAGCAAUGCAAGCUCUAGCUUCCAUGGUGCAUUUCAUGGGUGACUUCUCUCAUAUCUCUAUGGAAUUAGAUGAGAUAAUCUCUGUGGCCUUGGAUAAUUAUGACGUUCAUCAAAUGUUCACAGAGAAUAGAAAGCACAAUGCACAACCGAAUCAGGUUCAGAGUCAGAAGGAUAGCCCUGUUUCAGCCAUACAGACCUCAUUUAAGAAGAUUUCAUCCUUGCAGACUAAUAAAGUAGAAUUCGUCGCCACAGGGGAUACUUCCAAAAACCCAACCUAUUGGUCAAGAGUUUGCCUGAGGAAUAUGGCCAAACUUGCAAAAGAGGCAACUACUAUGAGGCGUGUUUUCGAACCUUUAUUUCGCAACUUUGACAAUGGGAAUUUUUGGUCUCCUGAGAAGGAAAUUGCUUACGCUAUUUUGUCUGAGAUGCAGGUCUUAAUGGAGAACUCAGAACAAAAUAGCCAUUUGUUGCUAUCUCUUGUCAUCAAGCACUUGGAUCACAAGAAUGUUUCCAAGCAGCCUGACGUGCAGAUUGACAUUAUUCUUGUAGCAAUACAGCUUGCUCGGGACGCUAAGUUGCAAGCUUCACUAGCUAUAGUCACAGCGAUCAGUGAUUUGAUAAGGCACUUGCGGAAAUGCUUACAAUGUUCCAUUGAAGCAUCAAGCCCAGGCAGCAACAUCAAUAAGUGGAACUCUGCCCUUCAUUCUGCCCUAGAAGAAUGCCUCCUCGAACUGGCAAAUAAGAUAGGUGAUGUUGGACCUAUUCUUGAUAUGAUGGCUGUUGUGCUAGAGAAUAUUUCUUCUAAUGCUAUUGUAGCCAGAACGACUACUUCCUCUGUCUUACGUGCUGCACAAAUAACAGCUCAUAUCCCUAACCUGUCACAUCACAAGAAGGCUUUCCCAGAAGGUUUAUUUCACCAACUCCUUUUAGCUAUGGCACACCCGGAUCGUGAGACAAGAAUUGGGUCUCAUCGCAUUUUUUCUGCUAUUCUUUUGCCCUCAAUAGUUUGUCCGUGGUCAGUUUCUCUUGUUCCAAGUCCAUCGAAAGGAUAUGCUGCACAAGAAACACUUUUGGUAGCUCUCUCAGGUUUCUCUUCUUCCAUUAUGUUGGAAAAAAUGCAAAAGGAGGUUAGUUAUUUGACAAAUGGUUCUGUAAGAGAAAUGGAAGAAGAUAAUCGACCUGCUGAGGUAAAACUGCAUAAAGUUUACCCAUCCCGCAAUGUGUCCUCUACAACUGCUGCAGAAUCUGGAAAAGGAGAGUUCGGAACAAUGAGAUUGAGUAGCCAUCAAGUGAGUCUAUUGCUUUCAUCAAUUUGGACUCAGGCAACAUCACAAGAGAAUAGUUCCACAAAUUAUGAGGCAAUUGCACAUACAUACAACAUUGCUUUAUUGUUUUCUCGAACCAAAACCUCUAGCCAUGUGGCCCUUGCCCGCUGUUUUCAGCUGGCAUUUUCCUUGAGAAGCAUCUCGUGCAACCAUGAAAGUUGCUUGCCGCCAUCCCGAAGGAGGUCCCUGUACACCCUGGCAUGUUCAAUGCUUGUAUUUGCAGCAAAGGCUGCAGACCUUCCACAGUUAAUUUCAUCUAUUAAAGCAGAGAUGACAGAGAAAAUGGUUGAUCCUUCUCUUCGUCUGGUAGAAGACAGUAUGCUUCAGGCUAUGAAUGCAUCCUCUCCUAGUGAAAAACCAAUUAAUGGAUAUAAUGAAGAUGAUUUUACAACAUCAGAGUUUCUCAAAGAAAACGAUAAUGUUGACGACCACAUAAAAGAGCUGAUGAUAUCCCAUUUAAUACAAAAAUUUGAAAAACUGUCGGAUAAAGAGUUGAUGAGCAUAAAAGAACAGCUUCUGCAGGAAUUUUCACCUGAUGAUGCCCUCCCCUUUGGAGCCCCAUUGUUCUGGGAGACGCCAAAUUCAUGUUCCCCCCUUGCUCACAAAGAAUGCCUAUAUUUUGAUGAGGCCAUAGAUCUUUUCUUGGACGAUGAAGAUGAAUAUCCUGAAGCAUGUGGAAGUCAGUCGGACCGAAAGAUGUCUGAAUCAACAAACUCAAUUGACGUUCUAAAUGUCAAUCAAUUGAUAGAAUCGGUUAUUGAGAGUGCUCAGCAGGUCGCAAUUGUACCGGCUUCUACCACUCCUGUGCCCUAUGACCAGAUGAAGAGCCAGUGCGAGGCACUUGUUAUAGGGAAACAGCAGAAAAUGUCGGUGCUGCUCGGCCUCAAGGAUCAACAAGAAGCUGUGGAAAAUGCAAUUCUUGAAGAUGAAAACAACGCCGCGAGUCCGCCUAAGACACUUCAAUUCCUCAAGGGCGUACGGAAAACCACUGCUGAGCCUUUGAAACGAACGGAUUCAAUGUCCAGUGAGUCAGAGAAAUCCUUCAGGCUCCCACCUUCAAGCCCAUAUGACAAAUUCUUAAGAGCGGCAGGAUGCAACUAAUUACACAUUUAUUCCCUUACUUUUCUCUGAUUUUAAUUCUUUGACCUGCAUAGUGUGUGUUAUUGCUUUUACCACAUCAUA